AUGUCGGGCAAGAAAAUCAUUGCUGUUAUCGGAGCCACUGGCGCCCAAGGGGGUAGCGUUGUUGAUGUCUUCCUCAAUGACCCUUCCCUGAACCAAGAGUGGACAGUUCGCGCAGUGACUCGAGAUCCAUCUAAAGACAAGGCGAAGAAGUUGAAGGAACGGGGUGUGGACGUGGUUGCUGCUGACUUGAAUGACAAAGCCUCGGUUGUGAAGGCGUUUACUGGAGCCACUGCAGCAUUUGCUGUCACCAACUACUGGGAGAUCAUGAGCAUUGAUACUGAAAUCCAACAGGGUCGGAACCUUGUUGAUGCUGCGAAGGAAUCUGCUGUCUCUCACUUCGUCUGGAGCUCUCUGCCCAAUGUUAAGAAGCUGACGCAUGGGAAACUUGCCCACGUCUAUCAGUUUGACGGCAAGGCUGAGAUUGAGGAAUAUGCUAGACAAGUUGGCAUUCCGGCCACGUUCUUCCUACCGGGGAUGUAUAUGCAGUCUGUUGUUAGUGGUGGUUUUAGACAGACCCCACCUGCAAACGCCUGGGUAUUUGCACUCCCGAUGCCUGAAACUGCACCUAUUCCCUUGUUUGACGUUCAGAACACGGGAAUCUGGGUCAAGGCAAUUGUACGAAAGCGAGACCAGCUGCUGGGAAAGCGGAUACUCGGUGCAACGAAGUAUACGACUCCCAAGGAAGUAGUCGACGGGUUUAAGCAGGCCUUCCCAGAGGCUGGCAAGACAGCCAGCUUCUUCAGUCUGCCGCAUGAAAUGUUCCUACAGGGGGUUAAAGACUCGAUGGGGUUGCCGGAUUGGGCAGCGGAAGGGAUCUUAGAGAUGAUGCGCCUUGUUAGUGAGGGCGGAUACUUUGGUUUUGAGCCGUUGGAAGAGAGUCUUGCGGUGCUGGAGGACAAACCGACCACGUGGGUGGAUUUCCUAAAGAAGAACGAGGCUUUCAAGGAUCUCAAAUAA
This is a messenger RNA of Aspergillus lentulus, 957 nucleotides long. RefSeq names its product NmrA/HSCARG family protein. Gene Ontology annotation, cellular component: nucleus. NCBI's taxonomy places the organism in Eukaryota, Fungi, Ascomycota, Eurotiomycetes, Eurotiales, Aspergillaceae. The record is from RefSeq and is a predicted model, not a curated record.